CGUCACUUGUACCGCAGACACACACAUAGCGCCCCGCAUCAAGGGGAUCCCGCGAGGCGUGGUCGUGUGUGCGUACGAGACGAUCGAGUCCAUUUAACAUUCCUUUCAUGGAAGCCGCCGUCCCUGCCUUCUCCGUAAGCCCUCUGGCACACACGAGCCUGACGGCAGGACAAAUCGAUGGGUCCUCCAAGGAAGAGAUGGAAGCGUGUCAUGAAAUUGCCACCAUACUUAUGACCGAAAUCAACUUGUCUGAAGCCAACGCGGCACUACGUGAGGACGUAUUUGGCAUCUGCUUGGACAUUCACUUCCAUGCUCAAGGCUUGGAUUUCGGUCUUCCGGGCAUUGAACAAGUGGAUGUAUCCAUCCGAGUCUUGGGUCACCAUGAAGAAUUCAUUGGCCACCGACGCACUCGACUGCUGCCGACCUUCCCUCCACGUCCCGACGCUGCGACGUUGCGUCGUCGUAACUACUUGACUGAGGGCGGACCCUGCUUUGGAGGUCAUCCCGCGGACAUUGGACGGGUCUUCCGGGAGUCCAAAGCGCAGGGUGUGGCACGUGAGGAACCAUUGCAUCAUGCAAAGCGAUCGCACGGACAUGGAGAUGGCUUGGCCUUUAAAGUCGGGCCAGGUGAGGAAGGAAUACCCCACAUCUGCGAUGAUCGACGUCGAGUUGUACAAGUGCUGGCGCCCGAGCGAGUUGUUGGCAACUUGGUGGCGCCACUUGCGGUUGAUAGCCACGUCCAGAGUCAGCACGGCCAUCAAGCUGACAAACAUCAAAAAGAUCAAGCCAGGGUACCCUCGCAUGAGCACACUGUUGAAAAAGUCGACCGUGAUGCCGUCCAAGAGCUGCGUCGCCGUCGUGAGCGUGGCCACGUCCGAGUUGCCAUAGUCCAUAAAGUUGUUGCGGUACAUGAGGGGGAUGCCGGCCAAGUAGACGUACGCAAUCGUGCUAAAGUUGAAGUACCCGACGACAAAGUUGCGCCCAGUGUACCGCGCCGUGCUGAGGACGUUGGCCAGCACCUUGAUCACCUUGACGAGGAAGCAAUUGAGCCAGACCCACCGAAAAUUCAUGGCUGCGAUGCGCACAAACACCCACCGACUCGUCCACGAAUCGAUCGUUUCGUCGUUCCAUUUGUGCAGCGUGCGCGAGUACAAGUUGCAUGCUUUCUCGUCCAGAAGCACGGCGACGACGUACCCCACGACGAACACGUCGCUGUUGAAGCAAAAGUACGAAAAAUCGACCGACCGGCAUUGAUACCGAUACUGGGCCGGCGCCGCGAUGUACACGAGCUUCUUGUACCACGACGCCAGCGACACACUGUCGGUCCAUCGCACGGUCUUGUGGCUCGUGGCAAAGGCCGCCAGCCCAAACAGGACGCACAGCGCGCGCACGUACAACGACCCGACCGACACCGCCGACCGCGUCAUCAUCAUGCCCAGCACGCGGCUGUGCCCUGCGAUCGCCACGCUGGAAUGCACGACCAACGUGCGGGUCGUCGGACUGAACGACGUUUGCACGGUGCACAAGUCCUGCCCGAGCUCGAUGGUCGGGUCGCAUCCUGUGCAAUACGCUCGCGCGCAGAACCGAUACAUGGACACGUUUGCAAAUGCGACCGACUCGGGCGGGGGCACCUUGACGGGAGUGGUCAGCCGCAUGUCGGCGUCGAUGCGCGACGGCAAGUACCCGAACGAAACGAGAGCAUCGUGGUUGCUUCCGGGAGGAGGAAUCGGUCGCGUUCCCUGGAGCAGGUUCGUCAUGGCGGUGCCUCGCACGUACUCGAUGCCAUCUUGCACCACGCCGAGGCUGACGAGCGACGACGACGUGUUGGCCAGCCGGUACGACUGGACCAACAUGCCGCAAAUGUCGUUGACAGGGCUGUCCACCGUGUACGAGUCGGCCGAGAGCACGUACAUGUUUGAAUCAUGCGCAUGGAUCGUCUGGAGAGUGUAGUUGAUCAUGUAGAGCCCGACGCUCGACACCGAGUCGAGCGACGACCCGUCGGCAAACGUGAACGCGUUGGUCAGAUCUUGCUGCGACGCCACGUUGAGCACGGGGGUCAGCAGCGUGCGCGCGUUCCCAACAAGAUCGUUGAAUUCCCAAUUGUUGACGAUGACGUCGACGAGGACGAGGAAGAGGCACACGGCGGACACAAACAUGCGAAGAGCUGGCAGGCCAUGGGUACACAAAACGUACCCGGCCGACGAGUUUCGUGCCGUUUGGAGAAGCGAUUCCGUUGGCAUGGUUGUUGCUGCGUUGUGCGGAUGAAAUGACGGCGGGACAGUGGUGGCUGGCCAUGGCUAUUCAUAGAUGCCAAUCCAUCCCGCGACAUCGAGCCCGGCACGACAAGAAUAGAUCGACGAGAAUGUUAUCGUGAUGUACGUG
This is a messenger RNA of Aphanomyces invadans, 2382 nucleotides long. RefSeq lists its product as hypothetical. NCBI's taxonomy places the organism in Eukaryota, Oomycota, Saprolegniomycetes, Saprolegniales, Verrucalvaceae. The transcript has a single exon. The record is from RefSeq and is a predicted model, not a curated record. Bases 108 to 1919 code for a protein of 603 amino acids.